Trypanosoma cruzi is the source of this 949-nucleotide messenger RNA. Its product is annotated as fatty acyl CoA syntetase 1, putative. The annotation marks the transcript as partial. Lineage: Eukaryota; Euglenozoa; Kinetoplastea; Trypanosomatida; Trypanosomatidae. Gene Ontology annotation, molecular function: long-chain fatty acid-CoA ligase activity. The transcript has a single exon. Gene Ontology annotation, cellular component: membrane; endoplasmic reticulum. The record is from RefSeq and is a predicted model, not a curated record.
AUGGGAGGCUUGAUAUCAACGUUGAUGGACAUACGAAACAGCAUGUCUUUGGUGCCACAUCCGGUCCUUACCGGAAAGAGGGAGCAGCUGACAUUGACGCUGCCUGGAACAGAGACGGAAACGACAUCGGCCAUCUACCGCCACAGUCGAACCGGAAACGAGGCGGAGCACCGGCGAAUUCAGGAGGAAUACCGUGCAAGAAAUUGUGUGCAAACGCUUGAGGAGAAGUGCAAAACAUUGGGCUCACGUCCUGCUGUUGCUUACCGUCCGCUAGAGCGAUUAGAGCGCCGCUCCGUCCGUAAUGCGGAUGGGACUGAGCGCACGCUUGACUACUAUCACUACCGUGGGCGUCAGGUGGUGUCUUACGAGGAUUUAUGGCAUUACAUUACGUCCUUCGGCUCGGGGUUACUUGAGCUUGGGGUGCCUCAGCGUAGCAUGAUCACCAUUUAUGAAGACACGCGAUGGGAAUGGCUUGUGUCUAUUUACGGUAUCUGGACGCAUAACAUGGUCGCCACGACGGUCUAUGCGAACCUCGGUGAAGAUGCCUUGAGAUACGCCCUCUCGGAGACCGAUUCAGCGGUUAUCAUUUGCAGUGGCCGGACACUGAAGAUGCUUCUUACGCCGCUCCGUGAACGAGGGCUCCAUCCCAUCAUUGUUUGCCUCGAUAGCGUUCCCGUUGAUGUCGACAAGGGUGACUAUCAAAUCGUUGCGUGGACGGAUGUUGUGAAAAAGGGCGCGGAGGCAAAACAUGCCAUAAACAUUCCCACCGACAACGACAUUGAGGCGAUGAUUAUGUACACAAGUGGCACGUCCGGUGAUCCAAAGGGCGUCAUUCACACCCACGGUUCGAUUGCCGCGGGUAUUAAUGCUCUUGAAGAGCGACUAAGCGAUCUUUACAAUUCGACAGCAGAAACGGAAACGUACUGUGCCUUCUUGCCACUUGCACAUA